This is a messenger RNA of Eremomyces bilateralis CBS 781.70, 1308 nucleotides long. RefSeq lists its product as uncharacterized. The record is from RefSeq and is a predicted model, not a curated record. Bases 1 to 1308 code for a protein of 435 amino acids. The transcript has 2 exons. Lineage: Eukaryota; Fungi; Ascomycota; Dothideomycetes; Eremomycetales; Eremomycetaceae.
AUGCCAAAUACCACUCUUCCAUCCGCUUCGAUCUCCUCCAACUUUCAAGCUCGCAAACCCUACCCACCACCAACGCACUCGGAUCUUGGUGCCUCUCUUCCUAAGAACAAUGACUCAUACAAUGUGCAUUUUCGCCAUCCAGGAUAUCCAGACACAAACAAUAUUCUUCUCGUAUUGCCAGCACUGGAUAGCUCUGAAGGGGGCAUUCAUCACGAGACGGCAAGGAUUGCUUGUGCGAUAAUUGCAAAUUGCACCUGGGAAGGAUUUUUGACAGAGACGAGAAAAGGACGACGAAUUGCAGCGGAGGCAGACUCCCUCCUAACGCUGAAGAAUUACUAUUUCCGGAUCAAAGAGGACCCUGAUGACGAUCCUAAAUACCCUAUCAUCCCAUCCUUUGCCCACUUUCAAUUCCCCCACGAUAACCUACCACCUUUUUGGAAAUCGGACAUCUUCCGCAUCCCCAGGUCCGACAUCUUACCACGACAGAGCGGCCUGACAGAGAUCCUCUUGUCCCGCGAUGUUUCUUGCAGAGUAACCAGCCACACUGAGGGCACGGAAGCUGCGCAUCUCAUUCCUCGGAGUGAGGAGCCGUGGUUCAGUUCAAACAUGAUGUUUCAAUACACUUCUCGUCCCGCCACUAUGACCGAUCCAACUGAUGAUGCUCGAAACUCCAUUUUGCUACGAUCGGAUAUUCACACUGUGUUCGACCAGAAAUGGUUGGUUGCUGUACCUAAAGGGAGUUCCUGGGUUGUCCAUGUCUUUGCCCCUGGCUUGACAGGAGAGCUUGCGAAACUAUACCAUAAUGUCACGCUGCAGCCACUUAUGGAUGUAAGCGUGGAGUGUCUGUUCGCUCGGUUUGCUUGGACUAUUCUUGCACAGAGUACUUUCUUACGGCAGGGAGUUUCACGAAGGCUUGUUCUUGUGGACGGAGAGGAUGGCUCGAGCAGGAUCCUGGACGCGUCUGGCGACAAAUGUAGGCAUAUUUUUGCCGCCCGAGUCAAGAGCAGGAGCCAAAGCCCAAAGAAGAGACAACGGGACGAUGUCUUAGAAGAUCUUGAAACGUGCAGCGAAGAAGAUUUCAGAGGCAGGAAGAGACAGAGGAGCUUUGAUCAUAAAUCAUCAUCCUUUGCUUCCUCAUUUCGAGGUGAUCAUUUAACAUCAGAGGAAGACGAAAGUGGUGAAAGUCACAGUGAUGGGCAGCACGGAGACGGCGAUGAGAGAUUUCAUUGUAACCUAUCAAGUCUCCCCAAGAGACAGAGUGUACUUGAAAGUCAAGAACAUAAUGCUGAAUGCAAUAUAAGUGCUUAG